UACAGAGCACCAGUAGUAGGACUGGAGACUAGAGGGUAUGUGAAACUCUUAACUACAUUCACAGGCUCUACUUGCAACACAAAAUCAGGAAAAUAUUUCUGACCUGAAGCUGAGUGAGCAGCAUUUCCAAGUGAGGAAGAGAGAAAGACAGAGAACCUAAUACAAGAUGAGAAUCGCUGAGGUUUUGCUGCACUUGUUCAAGAAGAGUAUGGAUAGGCACCAAGUGUUACAUUUAUGCUCUGUGAGCAUAGUCUUCUUGGUGCUUAUUUGGACCGGCACCUCGGAUGCACAGAAGGAUUGCACAGGUGUGGAGUGUAAGCAGCUGGAAAAUUGCAUUGAAGAAGUGCUUGAGCCAGAUGAAUGCUGUGCUUCCUGCCUACAGCAUGGCUGCACCUGUGAAGGCUACCAGUACUAUGACUGUGUGAAUGUAGGCUUUAUCAAUGGCAAAGUCCCCGAAGGGCAAUCUUACUUUGUUGAUUUUGGAAGCACAGAAUGCUCGUGCCCCAAAGGAGGAGGCAAGAUCAGCUGCCAGUUCAUGCUCUGUCCAGACCUUCCAUCAAACUGCAUCGACGCCGUGCUGCCAGCAGAUGGGUGUCCUCAGUGUGGACGAAUAGGCUGUGUCCAUGAAGACCAGAAAUAUGCGGCGGGGCAUACCUUCCAUAUGCCUCCCUGCAAGGUAUGUCACUGCCCAAAUUCAGGAGGAGACCUCAUGUGCUAUCAGCUCUCAGACUGUAAUGAAUCCACGUUAAACCCUCAGAAGCUGUCUGAUCCUGGAGAAAGUGAACUUGAGCAGCACUAUGAUGACCCCUACAGUUAUGACCAAGAGGCAUUGGAUGGAGAGGUCACCCAGGUGGAGCCCCCGAAAAAGUACUACAGUUAUUCGGCGCAUACGGAGCAAGAGAGCAUUGGCCAGGAGCAGAGUGAAGAUUAUGAUUACCUUGCAACCAGCGUCACUCCUCCUUCUCCAACCCACCUGGUUUUGUACACUGAAGAUCUGUCUCUGACAAGCACAAAUCCUCCCACAACAAACUACCCUGACACUAGUCGUGCCAUUGAAAAGAGUGAGGAGAGGAGUUACAAAAGCACCACACUUCCCACAGUGGAGCAGAGACCUCAGAAGACUGCCACUGCAAGCAGCCUUUUCAGGGGACCAGCUGUGACGACAACAGAGAUGCCCAGAAACAGGGCAGAAACGGAGAGGAAAAAACAGGCCAACAGAGAAAGGAAUGGGCAAGUGGACAAUGCCCUUUUCAGAAUGAAACUGAAUAUGAAAAAAGACCACAAGCAGAAAGGAAGCAAAUGGUUAGAAUUGAAAGAGUCCAACGUCACUCAGUCCCAUGGACAAAACUCUCUGCAGGAGAAACAAGAGAGUGAUGUGUUCCCCAAGGUCAGGUUUAAUCCAACCCCACCAUCUCCCAUUGCAUUGGAAGAAGACAGCAACCGGAUCUUGCAGAAACAGUCCCAGACACUUUAUCAUUACCAGCCUGAGGAAGACACUGACCCCAAUUCUGUUCAUACUUCUCCCAAGUUACCGGAAGGUUCCACAAAAGAUCUAAUUGAGACAUGUUGUGCUGCUGGACAACAGUGGGCUAUUGACAACAAUGAAUGUACAGAAAUCCCUAUAAGUGGAAUGGAUGGUGAUAUUUGCAGAAUUGCUCAGAAGCAGUGUUGUGUCUCGUAUUUAAAGGAGAACAGCUGCAUUGGUGGCAUGAUUGCAGCCAGAGAAGGUGACUUGUGUGGACCGGAUGAAAGUGAUGCCUGUGGAGGAUCAUUUUAUAAGCAAUGUUGCGACUGCUGUGCCGUGGGUCUGCGAGUGAAAAAUGAGGGGCAGAGGUGCGAGUCCAACCCAAAUCUUGGCUAUCCUUGCAACCAUGUGAUGCUUUCCUGCUGCGAAGGAGAAGACCACCUCAUCCCUCCAGAGCUAAAGAGGCACCCUGAACCACUGCCAACUUCAACACCCGAGAAACUUUCAGAGGAUGAAGAUCACAAAGAAGCCUUGUCACUCAGUAAUGAAGCUGAAUUAUCAAACAGCUUACCUGGAGAUGACCUGGACGAAUGCCUUGCCUACCCUGGUGAACUCUGCCAACAUCUCUGUAUCAACACAGUGGGAUCCUACAAGUGUUCGUGUUUCCCAAGGUUUACUCUGCAAGAUGAUGGGCUCAGCUGCAAUCCAGAUUUUGAAGAAGAUGGACCAAACACUGCCUUAGGGGACAAACCCACUCUUGCCCCAGAAAGCUUGAAUAACUCACCUGCAACUGUCAAGACUUUGAAUGCAGAGCAAGAUAAAUGUAAAGAUAAUGGUCCCUGUAAGCAUAUAUGCAGUAUUGUGGAAGAAGAAAUUACGUGCUCUUGUUUACCUGGAUUUGCCCUCAUGUCAGAUGGAGUCUCCUGUGAAGAUAUGAAUGAAUGUGUAACAGAUGCACAUACGUGCCAGAGAGGGGAGCACUGCAUUAACACAAUUGGAUCGUUUACAUGUCUUCAGCAGCUCAGUUGCCAAUCAGGUUAUGAACUUAAGGAGGGUGAAUGUGUGGACAUUGAUGAAUGUGAAAGAGGAACUCACAGCUGCAAGAUAAACUUUGUAUGUCAAAAUACAAAAGGAUCAUUCUAUUGUGAAUCAAAGCAACGGUGCAUGGAUGGAUUUCUACAAGAUCCAGAGGGAAACUGUGUUGACAUUAAUGAAUGUACAUCACUUUCUGAGCCAUGUAAGGCUGGGUUCAACUGCAUGAAUACUGUUGGGUCUUAUGUUUGUCAGAGGCAUCUCUUAAUAUGCAGCCGGGGGUAUCAUUCGAGUGAAGAUGGAACCAGAUGUGUUGAUGUUGAUGAAUGCCAGACCGGCGUGCACAACUGUGGAGAGGGACAGGUGUGUCACAAUAUACCUGGAGCUUACCGCUGUGACUGCAAGAUGGGCUAUCAAUACGAUUCAUUCAGCAGAACUUGCAUUGAUAUAAAUGAAUGCUGGAAUUAUCCAGGACGGUUAUGUCAACACUCCUGCGAAAAUACUCCUGGGUCCUAUCAUUGUUCAUGUUCUUCUGGCUUUCGCUUGGCUUAUGAUGGGAAGCAUUGUGAAGAUGUCAAUGAAUGUGACAAUAACCCAUGCAGUCAAGAGUGUGCUAAUAUUUAUGGCUCCUACCAGUGUUACUGCAGGCAAGGCUAUCAGUUAGCAGAAGAUGGCCAUUCUUGUAAAGAUAUUGAUGAAUGUGCACUAAGUGCAAGUAUUCUGUGCACUUUUCGUUGCCUUAAUGUGCCUGGAAGUUAUCAAUGUGCUUGUCCUGAUCAAGGCUAUACAGUGUCAGCAAAUGGAAGGACUUGUCGAGAUAUUGAUGAAUGUGCAAUGGGAACCCACAAUUGUUCGUCAACGGAGUCUUGCUAUAACAUUCAAGGUAGCUUCCGAUGUAUUCUGUUCGAAUGCCCUCCAAACUACAGGAAAGUGUCUGAUAUGAGAUGCGAGCGUAUCAACUGCUUCAACUACCUAGACUGCCAAAACACUCCACUGAGAAUCACUUACUAUCAACUUAACUUCCAAACAAACAUCGUUGUCCCAGCUCAUAUUUUCCGAAUUGGUCCGUCACCUGCUUAUGCUGGAGACAACAUAAUCCUUACCAUCAAGAAAGGAAACGAAGAGAACUACUUCAGCACCAGAAAGCUGAAUUCCUACACAGGAAUUGUCUACCUUCAGCGACAAGUGAAAGAUCCCAAAGACUUUGCAUUAGAUGUUGAAAUGAAGCUUUGGCGUCAAGGGACAUACACAACUUUUCUGGCCAAAAUUUAUAUUUUCAUCACUUCUCAUGCGUACUGAAUCGUAUGUUUGGCCUUUGGAGUUUAUUGGUGCUAUCACUUCUUUACUUUUCUACCAAAGAUGUUUAUGAUGAGGAUUGAUAAUGAUAGAAAACCCAUAUCUAGCCUCUUUUUUCUGUUUUUAAAAAAGUUUUUAAAACAUCUUUGUAAAAUCAACACAAAACUUAUUAACCCCAUUUUUGUUCACUCUGGAAUUUUAAUCAAGAAGGCUUUGAGAUGACAGGCAAAUAUAAGUACAAUAGCUUUUCUUAGCAUUGUGGCAUUGAUGACUUCAGAAUUAGUUACACAGUGAGGAUCCCAUGUUCUAUACAAAUGUAAGUGACUAAGGUUGCAAUUCUGUAUAUGUUUACUUAGGAGUAAGGCCAACUGAACUCAGUGGGAUGUACUGCUGGAUAGACAUGUAGGACUGUGGUCUAAAAUUUCCACUUGCUUUCAAAGAGGGCAAAAAAGGUGUGGCCUUUGAAAUUAGCUUGAAUACUGUACAGUGGUGCUUCGUUUAAUGAUGAUAAUCCGUUACAGGAAAAUUGUCGUUAAGCGA
Messenger RNA from Pogona vitticeps (central bearded dragon), 4333 nucleotides. Lineage: Eukaryota; Metazoa; Chordata; Lepidosauria; Squamata; Agamidae. The record is from RefSeq and is a predicted model, not a curated record.